UACCCUUGAUCAUCUAUCUAAAUUCUAAAGCCCAGUGUCGCAUAUUUUGGGGUGAAGUGAAGGGGAAAUUGUUUCUUCAUUCUCUGGGGGUUCAACAACCAACUACUUUUUAUUUCUUGGCCAACAAAUGCAGUUUAAUGAACCAUCAAUUCUCUCUCUCUCUCUCUCUCCUUCCUUUGUCUGUCUGGUUUUUGUUUUGAAGUUUUAAUUUAAGAGAGGCAAACCCACACGCUUUAAGAUACACUAUUCCGUUGCCUUCGCAAGCUUUAUUCGAACCUUCACUCACCCUUCCUCCUAAUGCCAUUCUCCACCCUACUUACAUAAAUACUCACACUUUAAUUACUUGCUCACACUCUCACUCUCACUCUCCCUCUCACCUUUAUCUGCAUGCAAAUGGGUGUUAGAUCCGUUUUAGCAAUGAGUGGGAGAGUGGUAAACGAAGCAGUGAGCUUCGUGGCGUUCUGCUUUCUGGACCUCGUUGAUUUUCUUCUGUGCUAUGUCUUCAAAGCUGUGGACUUGUGGGUGGAGGCUGAGUUUCGACCCUGCUACUGUUCCUCGGCGAGGGAAGCAAUCACGAGCAGCGGGAAGAUCUUGGUUUCUGAGCAAGGUGGUGAGUCAAAGAUCGUGUCGCUUAGCUCAACCAAGCUUCACUUGGAGGACGUCUCUGACACCCUUUACUCGCGACCCUCUUUGGUCUCCGAGGUUUCCAGGCUAACCCUCAACGAGCUCAACAGGUUCAAAUUGGAGGACCCCCUCCUACACUCCAAGAGACCCAACCCCAACCAUCGCUGCUCCACUUUCACUGUCAACACCACCAUUGUCGAAAUGCUCCAGGGCAAAAUCGGAAGACACCAAACCCACCCCAAAACUAGAUGGUCUGACUGUGAUUGCAAACUUUGCACUAGUUGGAUCUCAUCCUCUCCUAAUACUAACAACCCCAAUGCCAAAGCCACUCUCUUUGUUAAGUCCCAAUGCCCCACCACAGAGGGGGCAGGAGAAGAUGUGGUGUUCAUACAUGGCUUUAUAUCAUCGUCAUUAUUUUGGAGCGAGACCUUGUUCCCCAACUUCUCGAGUGCGGCCAAGUCAUGUUACCGGUUAUUUGCGGUUGAUCUACUUGGGUUUGGGAGAAGCCCAAAGCCCAGCGAGUCUCUAUACACGCUAAGGGAGCAUUUAGAGAUGAUAGAGAGGUCAGUUUUGGAGGCCCAUAAGGUCAAGUCCUUCCACAUUGUGGCCCACUCCUUGGGAUGCAUUUUGGCCCUUGCCCUCGCCGUCAAACACCCUCAAUCCGUCAAAUCGUUGACCCUUCUUGCCCCGCCUUUCUAUCCGGUUCCAAAGGGUGAAACGCAGGCCACACAGUAUGUGAUGAGAAAGGUUGCGCCAAGGCGCGUGUGGCCACCGAUGGCGUUUGGAGCGUCGUUAGUGUGCUGGUACGAACACAUAACUCGGGUCAUUUGCUUGGUCAUUUGCAAGAACCACCGUCUCUGGGAAUUUCUAACCAAACUCAUCACACGAAACAGGGUGAGGACGUUCUUGCUUGAAGGAUUCUUCUGCCACACACACAACGCAGCUUGGCAUACCGUACACAACAUCAUCUGUGGAACCGCAUCUAAAAUUGGUUCUUAUUUGGACGCAGUGAGGGAAAACCCAAAUUGUAAAGUGACCAUUUUCCAUGGCAAAAAAGAUGAGGUGAUCCCAGUUGAAUGCAGCUAUGAAGUUAAGAAAAGAAUUCCACGUGCACAAGUAAGAGUUAUUGACAACAAAGAUCACAUAACCAUUGUGGUUGGAAGACAGAAAGCCUUUGCAAGAGAGCUUGAGGAGAUUUGGAACACUACCAACAACUAGAUAUUAUAUGUUAUAUAUCAUAUAUCAUAUAUAUGAUGUACGUCAUGCCAAUGCAUUUACGUACGUCCAGCUAGCACUAUUAGAUUAAAUUUAUAUAUAUAUGUUCAAACUUUCUCAUCUGCCAACUCAAGUGUUGUAUCUUUUCUUGUAAGAAAAACAUUGUCUAUUUUACAGUACUAGUUUGGGUAAUUGGACAACGUACCACCGGCUAAAGAGAGAAGAGAGAAGUGUAAUAAAAAAUUAUAUAUAUCAAAUAUUGGGACUUUAUGUAGAUCAUGUAUAAAUGUUAUUAAUAUAAUAUAUUUUUAUUUCAAA
Molecule: messenger RNA, 2157 nt
Organism: Cajanus cajan (pigeon pea)
Lineage: Eukaryota; Viridiplantae; Streptophyta; Magnoliopsida; Fabales; Fabaceae
Product: putative lysophospholipase BODYGUARD 3
Source: RefSeq, a predicted model, not a curated record